Messenger RNA from Sungouiella intermedia, 1428 nucleotides. The record is from the annotation of a GenBank genome assembly. Lineage: Eukaryota; Fungi; Ascomycota; Pichiomycetes; Serinales; Metschnikowiaceae.
AUGUCCAAAAUCGUCCGCUCCAUCAAAAAUGUGGCCAAUGGCUACUCAUCCACACAGAUCUUGGUCAGAAAAGCAACAUCCAAUGAUCCGUCGGGCCCCACUACCUACGACAUGGAAGAGAUCUCGGCCUCUAGUUAUAACUCACAAACUGAGUUCUUGGAGAUUAUGGACAUGCUUGACCGCAGAUUGAACGAUAAGGGAAAGAACUGGCGCCAUGUUGCCAAAUCUUUGACUGUGUUGGAUUACUUGGUCCGCUUUGGUUCCGAGAAGUGUGUGCUCUGGGCCAAGGAUAACCUCUACAUCAUCAAGACAUUGCGGGAAUUUGUACACUUCGACGAGGCCAACAACGACCAGGGUGCUCUUAUCCGUGUCAAGGCCAAGGAGUUGGUGGCCCUUUUGAGAGACGACGAGCGUCUUGCCAGAGAGAGACUGAAUGCCAAAUCUUCCACUAACAACAGCCGCAACAGACGCAGACAGGAGAGACUGUCGGAACCAUACGAUGCAGACUUGCAACGUGCAUUGGAGCUCUCCAGAGAAACCGCGGAGCAGGAGAGCCGGCGCCCGGUUAACCAAGAUGAAGACGAUCCAGAACUUCAGGCUGCACUCAAGCUCUCUCUUGAGGAGGAGGAAAUGCGCAAACGUGAACGACAGAACGAAAACUUGUUGGACUUGGACGACACCCCACAACAGUACCAGCCACAGUACGCUUACGUUCAGCCAGUUCAAUACUUCCAGCCUCAGCAAACGUUCUACGCACAGCCUCAGCAACAGUACGACAUGUUCGGAAACCCUAUCCAACCCACUGGAUACUACCAACAAGGUCAAUAUGGCCAAUUCCAGCAGCCACAAUACACUCAGCCCCAGAUCCCGCAGUACACAGGGUUUAACAACGGACUCAAUUCACCAGACAGGUUGGAGCCUUUGAAAACUGGAUCUAACAAUCCAUUUGCUCUACAAGACUCAAGACCACAGCAACUGCAGCCACAGCAACAGUCCUUGAAUAACUUGGCUCAGCAACAGCAACAGAAUCAACAGCAGCAGCAACCAGCCUUCUUCACCCAGCCUCAAGCUCCAACAUCGCCUGCAAGACAGCAGACACAGUCGUCUAGAUUUAAUGAUAGUCACGAACUUAACGCGCUUUUGGCUACGGGCACGGGCAUUGACACAUUUGGUAAUACAGGUGCUACACGUAUUCCUCACCAGCACACAAAAACCGGAACCUUCAUCAAUUCCCAGGGUACAGGUUACCGCCAGGAGACGAGCAAUGUACGGUUGAGCUCCAAUGCUACAGGUAAUCCCUUUUUGAAUACUGGCAUUGGAAACACUGCCACAUCUGGAAAUUUGGCUGGUCAUGGCAGAAUGGAGCCUGCUGCCACAGGCUACGGUUUUGGUAACUCUAAAGAUGAACCAAGCUUGAUUGACAUUUGA